UCAAUCCACCCAGUGAGCAAAUCACUUCACCCCCAUCUUUCAAAAACUGUAUCACUUCGCAUCAAGACAGCGAGAGAAAUAAAUCUAACAAUUUCCUCAAACGCCGCAUGUCAUCCACCAGCGAGAGCAGGUACACCUAUAAGCAGUACAAGGAGACAGCUGAUUGGCUGCUGGAGCGUACGCAGCACAUGCCCAAGGUGGCCAUCAUCUGUGGUUCUGGACUGGGAGGGCUGGCAGACUUACUGGAGAAUAGUGUAGCCUUCCCUUAUAAAGACAUCCCUCGCUUCCCUCAGAGCACAGAGGUGGCGGAGGAGCAGGGCUGUUCCUCUUUCCUCCAACAGGGGGUGUACUGCAAUGUGGGCGGCCCCGCCUUUGAGACAGUGGCAGAGACCAAGAUUCUGCUAAGCCUGGGGGCAGACGCUGUGGGUAUGAGUACAGUGCCAGAAGUGAUAGUGGCUCGUCACAGUGGUCUGCGUGUGUUUGGCCUGUCUCUCAUCACCAUCCACGUGGUGUCAGAGUACGGCAGCCAGGACCGCGUCAACCAUGAGGAGGUGCUGGAAAUCCCCUAG
Molecule: messenger RNA, 569 nt
Organism: Salmo salar (Atlantic salmon)
Lineage: Eukaryota; Metazoa; Chordata; Actinopteri; Salmoniformes; Salmonidae
Source: RefSeq, a predicted model, not a curated record